Emericellopsis atlantica is the source of this 1845-nucleotide messenger RNA. RefSeq names its product pH zinc finger transcription factor. Gene Ontology annotation, cellular component: nucleus. The record is from RefSeq and is a predicted model, not a curated record. The coding region runs from base 1 to 1845 and encodes 614 amino acids. NCBI's taxonomy places the organism in Eukaryota, Fungi, Ascomycota, Sordariomycetes, Hypocreales, Bionectriaceae. Gene Ontology annotation, biological process: positive regulation of transcription by RNA polymerase II. The transcript is spliced from 3 exons.
AUGUCUCCCCCGAUUCCCGAGGGCAACAAUCCCUCGUCAGGGUCCAGCAACAACAGCACUUCGGACUCCAAGUCGACCACCCCUCCUCCCUCGAGCACUACCUCGACUACCUCUGCAGCACCUCCCCUCUCGAGCGGCCCGGAUGAUGCUCUGACAUGCCGCUGGAACAACUGCCUUCAAAAGUUUCCCGCACCAGAGUCGCUGUACGAGCACAUUUGUGAGCGCCAUGUUGGCCGCAAGAGCACCAACAACUUGAGCCUCACUUGCCAGUGGAACUCGUGCCGCACGACAACCGUCAAGCGCGAUCACAUUACAUCGCACAUCCGCGUUCAUGUCCCGCUCAAGCCCCACAAGUGCGAGUUUUGCGGCAAGUCCUUCAAGCGACCCCAGGAUCUCAAGAAGCAUGUCAAGACUCACGCCGAUGACUCUGUCCUCGCGCGUCCCACGCAGGACCAGCACGGACAAGGUGGCAUGAACGGCUACAGGCCCCAGAUGCACAAGACCCCCAGCUACUACGAUCACAACGGCCAGAUGCGCCAGCAGUAUCAGCCCCAGCAUCCCGGUGGCCCUCACGCGCACCCAGGGAACUACUACGCGCCCCAGCCCUCGACCAACUACGGUCUUUACUUCAGCCAGGCGCCCCUGAACAACCAGCGCACCGAGCAGCACAUUGGCUACAAUACUGCUCCCUCUGGCGGUUACGAUCGCAAGCGCGCUUUCGACAUGGUGGAGGACUUCUUCACCAGCGCGAAGCGUCGCGAGAUUGACCCCUCGUCAUACAACCAGAUUGGCCGCUCACUGCUUCCCCUCCAUGGUGCCCUGUCGGUCCCCAACGGCUCCAUGGCUGCCACUGAGCACCAGUACGUGCCUCAGGCGGCGCAAAUGACUCACGCCGGGCCUGCCCCUACUCAGAACCCGCUGGCUCAGCAAUAUUACCUGCCCACGCCCUCAAACGUCAGGACACAGAAGGAUCUCGUCCAAAUCGACAAUCUUCUGGGCCAGAUGCAGAACACCAUUUAUGAGAAUGCCCAGCAUGCGCCUACCGAUAUCCACCACAUCCAUAACGGAGACCAGUUCAGUGGGUAUCGUAACACGCCCUCGCCUCCCGUCGCCCAGCGCUCUCCGACGGGCAUGCCCAUUGGUGCUGAUGGCUACCAACACAUGUCUGCUGCUAGCAUGCCUUCGCCUCUGAGCGGCCUGUCAUCGACCGGCACCCCUGCCGUCACCCCACCGUCAAGCGCCAUGUCAUAUAGCUCUGGCCACUCGCCAAGCCCAUCUGCUUCGGCCAUGUCCCCUCAGUCCCGCCACAGCUCCACCACAUCGUCUGUCAUGUACCCGACCCUGCCAACUAGCUUGCCCGCUGUCAACCAAGGGUUUGGCCAGUCUACUACCGCGACGCUCGGUCCCAGCUUCGAGAGCAACGAGCGCCGCCGGUACUCUGGUGGCAUGCUGCAGCGCCCUCGGGGCCCCCCUCCCAGGUCCAUGCCUGCUGAGGAUGGCGCAAGCACGCCUAGGAAUGGUGACUCUGCCCUCUCCAUCUCCUCACCUGCCUCCGAGGAGUCCGAGGUCAGCGAGGCCACCCGCGAGCGUGAAGAGCAAUUCGACCGCUGGCUCGAUAACAUGCGUGUCAUCGAGAACUUGCGCAAGUAUGUUCAAGCCCGUCUCGAGCGGAGGGACUACGUGGAGGAGGAGGAUGAGCGUGGCGAGGCGCAGGUGAAAAAAGAGCACAGCCCCGAGGCCAUGGACGUCGAUGUCAAGAGCCCACGCAGCCCUGUCCCUCAUCAAGAGAACCAUCCCAAGGAGGGUUCAUCGCUGUAUCCCAUCCUGCGCAUGCCUGGCGCAUAA